This is a messenger RNA of Pisolithus orientalis, 1222 nucleotides long. RefSeq lists its product as uncharacterized. Lineage: Eukaryota; Fungi; Basidiomycota; Agaricomycetes; Boletales; Pisolithaceae. The record is from RefSeq and is a predicted model, not a curated record. The transcript has 5 exons. The coding region runs from base 33 to 1085 and encodes 350 amino acids.
CGUUCACAAAUCUCACAUCGCAAUCGGUAGCCAUGCCAGAGAAGCACUCGAACAAUCCUUAUUAUCAGCAAUCAGAAUACCCUGCGCCUCCGCAGCAAUCGUACCCAGCCCCUCUUGGUCCCCCGCCAGAAUACCUGCAGCCGUCUAGUGGCCACCCUCCCCAAGGGUAUGCACCCUACCCACAGGAAGCCUCUCGCUCCGCCGCGUACGAUCCUACCACCAUUCCCUCAACGCACUUAAACCGUACACCAUCACCCAAUGGAAGGGAAGGGGGGUUGUCUCUUGCAUCGUUUUUCGGGAAUCAGGGACCUCCGUCCUCGUGGCAGCGUCCACCCCCAUCCAACAUGCCGUACAAUCAAUUCCCGCCGAUGUGUUUGAUCUCCAACGGAAAGGACUUGGCGAAGGGCUUCCCGGAGCUCCCACCCCCUUGUCAGCUCGCCCCGCACCCGUUCGCGACCCACGAUGUCGCCGAAGAAGAUUGGAAGCGAUUCCUGGCGGACGUGAAGAAGGGUGCUUCGCUGUCUGGUGCACAACGUAUCAAAUCUAACGUUAUCCCUGUGGUUGCUGGACUGGGUUUCCUCGGAGGUCUGUUUAUGACCCACGCAAUCGAGAAUAGGAUGAAAUCCAAGAAUCGCACUGCUGCCGGAGAUGUCGUUGAUCACUGGAACCACUACUUCUUUGGCCCUCGCAGAAUGGAGGUCGUCCUCUGUCAGGAUUCCGAACGUCUGAGUGGACGCGAAGGUCCUGCUCCCAAGUUUUGGGAUCCACAGCAACGACACAUGGUCAACAACCUCCGCCGUCGCGGGAGCUCGUCCUCUUCGUCCUCUUCGUCCUCUUCGUCUUCGUCCUCUUCGUCUUCGUCGUCUUCGUCUUCGUCUGAUUCCAAGGAUGGCCAUCGCCGUCACCGUGGGAAUGGACACUCUCACAAUGAUUACAAGGCUCAGCGACGGGCUUGGAAAGCGGAAAGGAGGGCUGACAGAGGUGCAAGGCGUGCAGAGAGGCGGGCGAGGAAGGACGAGAGGCGCGCCAGGAAGGCUAGGGGUGAAUACGAGGAGCCAUACCAGCUUUUCGUCCAACCUGUAUGAUAGAAUGCGUGUUGUUCGAAGGGCCGGCGUUUUAAUCGACUCACACUCCAUGUAAUCACUACUGCUGCAUGUCCGUGGGCUUUUUGUUCUGUGCUUUACUUCUGCAACGCGUCCAACUUCACGUGACCUACAUUAGU